Messenger RNA from Tricharina praecox, 347 nucleotides. RefSeq lists its product as uncharacterized. The coding region runs from base 26 to 310 and encodes 94 amino acids. The transcript has a single exon. NCBI's taxonomy places the organism in Eukaryota, Fungi, Ascomycota, Pezizomycetes, Pezizales, Pyronemataceae. The record is from RefSeq and is a predicted model, not a curated record.
CUGGAGUAAGUACUAUAGUUACCGGAUGUGGCUAGAACAGACAAACUACCAAAUCCGGAAUUCCCUCUUGUGGCUUUUAAUUUCCGACGUUCAGCUGUUGCUGGGGUUGAGUCCAGCGGCCAGCAGCCAGCCCAUACCGGUACGGCACAAAGGUCAUUUCCUUCGUCCUGAGGACUUCUCUUUCUCUCCCUCUCCGUAUUCCCCAUCAAUCCAUCCCCUCUCUCUUCCAUUCACUUCACUUCUCUCCUCUCUCUCCUCUCUCUCCUCUCCCCUUCUCUUCGAUUGGCCCGAUGACAGGCAGCACUCGUAAUUUAAAAUACUUGAGAAAGUAAGUGCCGACACACAAA